This is a messenger RNA of Mugil cephalus (flathead mullet), 5384 nucleotides long. It is a transcript of the gene map3k3, whose product is annotated as mitogen-activated protein kinase kinase kinase 3. Gene Ontology annotation, biological process: protein phosphorylation. Lineage: Eukaryota; Metazoa; Chordata; Actinopteri; Mugiliformes; Mugilidae. The transcript is spliced from 17 exons. Gene Ontology annotation, molecular function: protein binding; protein kinase activity; ATP binding. The record is from RefSeq and is a predicted model, not a curated record. Bases 1387 to 3240 code for a protein of 617 amino acids.
CUUCCACCGAGUAAAGGCGCGUCCCCGUAGCUGCACGGCGGUAAUUUAGAUAGUUUAGUAAUCAGAAAUCCCCCUGGGAAUCAGGCCAUGUUAUUGCAUACGUAUGGACGACGGAUAACCAGGCAUUUGGAAAACAUGGAUACAACCUUGGCGAACGGGUUUCGUGACUUGUUGGAAGUAUAACAUCGGGUUCCGGUGGCGAUAUUUUUUUUUCUGUCAGGAAGUUUGACGUAUUCGACCGAAGAUUAUUUCUUGCUUUGUUUUGGUUGUAAAAAGUUGUGGAGCACCCUUUACUCGAGACACCGUACCACAACUUUGUGAAACUGACGCUGGCAAAAACCUGAGUUUUCACUAUUUUUGUUUUUAUCAUUUCUGUUUGGCUCAUGUGAACACUUCAAGACCCGCAAUUUCAGAGGCUGCUGUUCUGCGAAGUCUAAACAUCGAUGGACUUUAUCCCACUUGGCUCCGCAUGACAUUGGCUAGCAAAUCGAGUUUGCAUGUAAAAGACACAAAGGUAGAAUAUUUUUUUUCCUGCCAUCGUCCGCCUUUCAUCCAGCUAUAUUUCUCAGCCGUCUGUUAUAAAUUACAUUAACCUGUACCGUUGUUAUGGGCCAGGCAGGCCGUUACCUUCCAGGAAUGUAUUUCUAUCCAUAUCCACGUUACAAUGCGAUGCAAUUAUAUGCAAUGCAAUCAUAAGAACAAAGCUACCUCCAGCCUAGAAUAUUUUGUACCCAAACGUGGCAACACAGACGACAAAAAUCUGCAAACUUAGCAGGAAGAGGGUCCAUCUAAAUCACGGAAAUCGUACGUCUUUCCCUCUGGCUACUCACAAAUGGAUUUCAUACAGGCCAUACGGCUAUUGUUACACCUUGAUGUGUAGUUUUUAUUCGUAGGCUGUUUCUCAGUCCGAGAAGCCAGAAAGCAUCGACGUCUAGUGUGACUUCUGAAAAUGUUUUGGAAAUGUGAGUUUUCCAGAGAUUCGAGGAUGCAGCGGCGCAGAAGUUCGACUCUGGCCCACAGCUGGAGCAGUUUGAUGUAGGCUUUUCCGUCGGAAUAUUCUCAGUGUGAAGCUCGCCGCUGUGUCUGAUGCGACCGUGUUUGUUUUUACAACCUGGAAAGAGAUAGUUUGUGUGUGUGUGUGUGUGUGUGCGUGAUCCAACUUUCCGUUAAAGAAGACGAACCCCCCGUACGUGGGGGGGUGAGCCCCGCCAUGGCGCCCUCCCAUUCUCCGGUGUGUAGCUCUGACUGAGGACACCGAUGGACGCCGCGAGACACCGGUGACUGAGUCGGCAGCACGCGACAGAAGACAGGCUGUGGGUGGGUUGGCACAGCAGAGACAAGUUUCUGAAGACUGGUUUGUACACCACGUACGCAGACAUCGCCAGAAUGAAUGAGAGGCAGGCUCUUCACUCUAUAAUGAAGGACCUGGUCGCCCUCCAGAUGACGCGGCGCCAACCUGUGUUGCCUUAUGACAGCGGGAAACCCAAGACACCGUCACAGGCCAACAGACAGGAUGAUGUCAGGAUAAAGUUUGAGUUCUCCGGAGAGAGGAGAAUCCUCAUGUUUGGACGACCUGUGCAGUUCGAGGAAAUUCAGCAGAAAGUCAAGACAGUCUUUGGCCAGCAGCUAGACCUGCAUUAUAUGAACAAUGAGUUGUCCAUCCCUCUGCGAGGUCAGGAUGACCUGGACAAAGCAAUCGACCUGCUGGACCGGAGCUCCAACAUGAAGAGCAUCAAAAUACUGCUUCUCACUCAGGAGCACAGCAACGCGUCCUCGCCCUCCCACCAUGCGCCAUGUAAGCAGGUGAGGAUCAAAUCCUCCCAGUCCACAGGAGACGUUAGCACGGUGUUCCAAUCCUCCGAGCCCAGGGGGCGCCACCUAUCAACUGGUUCUCAGAACACAGGGCGUAGUUCGCCGCCUCCUGGUUAUGUCCCUGAACGCCAGCAGAGGAUCGCUCGCCAGGGUUCGUACACCAGCAUCAACAGUGAGGGGGAGUUCAUCCCUGAGACCAGCGAUCAAUGUGUGCUCGAUCCAUGGAGCAGUGCAGAGAACUCUGUGUCUGGAAGCUGUCAGUCUCUGGACAGCAACUCAGACAGCCCCUCACUGAGGAAGUCUCGUAUGCACAGAGCCAAGAGUUAUCCUGAUAAUCGUCAAGAGUGCUCAGACAGAGAGAAUCAUGUGUAUGACAGGGUAGCAGGGAAAGGAGGCACCUAUCCUCGCAGGUACCAUGUUUCACUGCAUUACAAGGACCACAGCGAAGGUCGUCGAACGUUCCCACGGAUCCGUCGUCCCCAGGGGAACCUUUUCACUCUGGUGCCCUCACGGCGGUCGCUCAACGGCAGCGAGGAGAGCCUGGGCAGCUGGCAGCUGGUCGACGCACAGGGCAGACUGCGACCACAGGAUCGCCCAGUUGCCCAUAAGUCGCCCAGUGCUCCAGUGACGUGGCGCAGAGGGAAGCUUCUGGGCCAGGGUGCGUUUGGUCGAGUUUACCUGUGCUAUGACGUGGAUACUGGCAGAGAGCUGGCAGCCAAGCAAGUCCAGUUUGAUCCUGACAGUCCUGAGACCAGCAAGGAGGUCAGUGCUUUGGAGUGUGAAAUCCAGCUGCUGAAAAAUCUGCACCAUGAUCGAAUUGUUCAGUACUAUGGCUGUUUAAGGGACCACAAUGAGAAGACCCUCACAAUUUUCAUGGAGUACAUGCCAGGGGGUUCAGUCAAAGACCAGCUGAAAGCCUACGGGGCCCUGACAGAAAAUGUGACCCGGAAGUAUACACGACAGAUACUGGAGGGCAUGUCCUAUCUGCACAGCAACAUGAUCGUACACAGAGACAUCAAAGGUGCCAAUAUCCUGCGAGAUUCAGCGGGAAACGUGAAGCUUGGCGAUUUUGGUGCCAGUAAGAGGCUUCAAACCAUCUGCAUGUCUGGCACCGGCAUCCGCUCUGUGACCGGCACCCCCUACUGGAUGAGUCCGGAGGUGAUCAGUGGAGAGGGCUACGGCAGAAAGGCUGAUGUCUGGAGCCUUGGUUGUACAGUGGUAGAGAUGCUGACGGAAAAGCCUCCGUGGGCUGAAUACGAAGCCAUGGCAGCAAUAUUCAAGAUCGCCACCCAGCCCACCAACCCACUGCUGCCCUCGCACACCUCCGACCAGGCACGCGACUUUAUCCGCUGCAUCUUUGUGGAGGCCAAACACAGGCCAAGUGCUGAGGAACUGCUCAGGCAUCCCUUCUCUCAGAUUCUGUGCUGAGACCUGCUUGUUAUCUGAACUUUAACUACAGUGUAGCACAGUAUCCUCAGCAGUAUCUGUAGCCUCUGUAAAACCCAUCCAUGGCAGAAACCUAGACAUGGAAGUGAGCUAGAUGUCCAUGGAACUCUGCCACCAUUCAGAUGGUUCAAGGAAUACUCGGGUCUUCUUCCAAAAAAAAAAUCCAAAAAGAAGACAGUUUGACUACAGCAGCCAACACGAGGCCUUUCAAACCAAUGUACUUUUACAGGUGUCUCCACAAGGGGGAAACAAAAUACAGAUUAAGUCAGACACACAAGGAUGCGCUCCAGUCAGAGCAUUAUCGAGUCAUGGCUCAUGCAUCAGUAGUUUCGUCAUUAAUUAUCCACUCCUGUGUUUACAUUCACUCGUUACACAUUUCUGAGAAAUACCAGAAAUUCCCAAAGUGUUGGAACAUUUGAACAUUUAGCUGCACUCCAUUUUAAAGCUACAACAGGCCUAAAAGCUCAGUGUGCACAGUGGAGGCCACUCGUGCACAACAGCAUAAGCUUAACAGGAUUGUUCUCUUUUAAUCAUCUUGUCCUUCGCUCUUUUUCUCAAACUAAGAAAUAUCCGCUCUUAAACUCUUUAUUUAAGCUGUCUGCGAUGCACUUUUUCAGUUUCAGCCCCUCUCAAUUCAUUUUGCAAUCUUGCAGGUAGACUUCCAUCAUGAACCACACUUACUUGGAUCAGUGUCUUUGAAUUAUCAUGACAAGUGAACUGAUCUAAGCAUCUGUCAUUCUUCUCAUCCUUUGAAAAACCUAGGAGGUAUUUGGGACACGAAGUGGAGUAAGAAAUCAGAUCGUUUUUACAGUUUUCUGUAAAAACACCUCAACUGUCAUUGUAGGUCAUGUUAACUUUAUGCAUUUAACAAUAGAGAAUCAGUGGAUUCCUCUUCACCCUUAUAUGAUCAUGAAACCUAACAUACAGCAGGAAGAGCAGAUUUUCUUGUUCUACCCUUUGACCCUGUGUUUUACCUUUAGUGUCGCAGGUGUUCUCCUAUGACAAUGUGCCAAAUGGGGACAGAUAGAAUAUAAUGCAACAGACUUGGUAACGGUCAUACAAGAGAGAAUCAGAUGAUCCUUUGUCUGUUCAUGUGUGUCUGGCCCAAACAUCCCUGACUGAAAGGCUUUAUUAGCUCGAGGAUCAAUUUAAAUCAGAUGCACUUUUAUGUAAAAUGAAUGUUGUGAGCUUUUGUUCAAUUUUUUUUUUUUUUUUUUUUACUUCAAAUGUGAAAAGUUUCACUUUUAUUUAUAACCCCAUGUACAUUCCAAUUAGAUUUUAUAAGUAAAUGUGUAAAUAUAUUUUUUAUAUUCAGACUGUGUCAAAUUGCAUGAUGCAUUCAGGACUUAGUGUUGUUAAAAGUAAAUAAUUGAAAGCAGCUGGUUUUGCAGACAUUACAGAAUUGGGGUUUAUAAAUGAAAAAUGGAUGGAAAGCGAACUCUGGCUGCCUGGUUCUUGUUCCAGUGCACAAUUAUUUUUUUUUCCCCACACACCCUUAGCUAUACAUUUAGAAGACAGUAUUACCUGACAGGUGACGGAAACUUUGCAUCAUGGGCCAUAGUGCUCUGACACAUCUACGAGGACUUGUGAAUGAAACAUUUUAAGGAUGACUUUCCAAAAAAAAACCUCCUGGGAAUAUUUCUCUGUGAUCUGGGUGUUGUUAAAACAUAAUUAAUGGGGUGUGUGUGAGCCAAAGACGAGCAGGAUCAGAGCCAGCGCUGGUUGUCAAGAGUUCGCUGUUCUGCCCAGACGACGAUUUGGUUUAUCCCAGGGUUCAGACGAGUCCAGUGUUAAAUGAUUUUCUGGGCAAAGGGCUUACUGCUGCCUUAAUGUUAAUACAUUAGAAGAGUAUUUCUAUGGAGCUGCUACAUGCUAAAGGCAGCUAAAAUAUGUUCAGUAUUGUAAAUGAUGUAGUUCUAAGAAGGACCCUGGGAUAAGCAAAUGAACACAAUCUAGUUGUUAGAAAUCUAUAUAUGUAUGUAAUGUGUACCAUGACAAGACUUGCAGUGCAAAGUCUAAUGUAUCAAAUUUAUUUUACAGCAAGAAAAGAGUAGUAUGUUAUAUAUAUUCUGUAUAUAUGUCAACCCCCUCUUUCCAAAUCAAAUACAUUUUUAAAUAUACUGUCA